AUGUUUACAGGUAUUGUUGAAUUAAUGGGAACUGUAAUUGAAUACAAACCAUAUGAUGAUACAGAAAGUGGUGGUCAAGGUGUUUCUGUAACAAUUGGCAAUUCUGAGAAUAUAUUAGGUGAUUGUCAUAUUGGUGAUUCAAUUGCAAUUAAUGGUAUUUGUUUAACUGUUACUGAAUUUAAUAAAGAUUCUUUUAAGGUUGGUAUUUCUCCAGAGACUAUAAAAAGAACAAAUGUUUCCUCUUGGAAAAGUGGUGAAUUGGUUAAUUUAGAAAGAGCUGUUUCACAAGAGGUACGAUUUGGUGGCCAUUACGUCCAAGGCCAUGUUGACACAGUUGCAAAUAUGGUUUCAUUCAUCCCAGAGGGAAAUUCUUUGAUUUUUGGAUUUAAAUUAAGGGAUUCACAAUAUAAUAAAUAUAUCGUAGAAAAAGGUUUUAUUUGUAUUGACGGUACCUCUUUAACUAUAACUAAUGUUGAUGACGAUGGUACUUUUUAUAUUAGCAUGAUUAAACAUACUCAAGAAAAUGUCAUUAUGCCAUUGAAGAAAAUUGGCAGUGAAGUUAAUAUUGAAGUUGAUUUAACUGGUAAAAUUAUUGAAAAGCAAAUUACAUUAUUACUAAAUUCACAGUUUGAAAAUAAAGAUAGUACUUUGAAUAAUUAUAUUGAAAAAAUUAUUGAUGAAAAGGUUAAAAAAUAUUUAGGUAAAUAA
Molecule: messenger RNA, 708 nt
Organism: Vanderwaltozyma polyspora DSM 70294
Lineage: Eukaryota; Fungi; Ascomycota; Saccharomycetes; Saccharomycetales; Saccharomycetaceae
Gene: RIB5
Product: riboflavin synthase
Exons: 1
Coding region: 1-708 (235 amino acids)
Biological process (GO): riboflavin biosynthetic process
Molecular function (GO): riboflavin synthase activity
Source: RefSeq, a predicted model, not a curated record